Messenger RNA from Cylindrotheca closterium, 300 nucleotides. Lineage: Eukaryota; Bacillariophyta; Bacillariophyceae; Bacillariales; Bacillariaceae. The record is from the annotation of a GenBank genome assembly.
AUGAUUGAUGAAGUAGCCCAUGAGUUGGAUAGAUUGAGCCAACCCAUUGAAGAAGAAAUAAUGUUCAGCGUUGAAGAUGAGGACGAUGACUAUGAGGGUGAAUAUGAUGCGGAAGAAAUACAAGAACUGCAAGAAGCAGAAGACGAACCGCAAGUAUAUCCUGACGAAGAAGCUGAUGUUUGUGCAGGAGUGAGGUUUGAAGAAGUCCCCGUGUUGAAUACAACAGAUGAUUCAAAUAAAGACAAAAAAAGGAGAACACAAAGUGGACGAUCAUUUUAUUCAAAAGGAGUCAAGUAUUGA